AUGAUCGAUGCGCUGAGCAAAUUCGCAUGGGCAGUAGGGAUGAAGAGUAAGAGCGGAAAAGAGAUGGCUGACGUCAUCGCCGAGAUAAUUCGGAAGAGCGGAAGAUGUCCACGCAACUUGCAAACGGAUAUGGGCAAAGAGUUUUACAACGCCGAUGUGCAGAAACUCUUGAGGAAACGCCAUAUUAAUCAUUAUUCCACGAUCUUACAAGUGGGUCGACGAGCUGCCGCGUCUGGUUUUCGAAUACAACGACAUAGAACGAUAGGUAUGCGGCCUGUGGAUGUAACGCCGGCGUCGGCUAAAAAGCUGUUGAAUACCGUGUAUAGUCACGUUAAGAUCGCUGCUUCUGCAAAAUUCAAGGUCGGAGCUAAGGAUCGCGAUACUUGCCGGUCAAAUGACAGUGAUCAUGCACUCGUCGAUUGUCAAGCCACUCGUUACGGGUAA
Solenopsis invicta (red fire ant) is the source of this 444-nucleotide messenger RNA. RefSeq lists its product as uncharacterized. Gene Ontology annotation, biological process: DNA integration. The transcript has 3 exons. Gene Ontology annotation, molecular function: nucleic acid binding. Lineage: Eukaryota; Metazoa; Arthropoda; Insecta; Hymenoptera; Formicidae. The record is from RefSeq and is a predicted model, not a curated record. Bases 1 to 444 code for a protein of 147 amino acids.